AUGUGCGACUCGAUGCCCGUUGACAAGGCCUUCGUCUUGAGCCAGCGCCCUUUCAACCUCCUGUCCUUCUUCACUCGGUGGAUCCAGGCAUUCACAGCAAGACUGUCUGGGAGGCAACGCUAUCGACCUUUGGCGGAGCCCGAAUCCGCCCCGGAACACCCCAUUUCCGUAGUUUGCAUCUCGGACACACAUAACUGGCAACCUGAGCUGCCGGAUGGCGAUAUUCUCCUCCACGCCGGCGACCUGACGGUCAACGGCACAUUCGAAGAACUGCAGGCACAGCUGACAUGGCUCUCCGCCCAACCACACACCUAUAAAAUCCUUGUCGCCGGCGAACACGACGUCCUCCUAGACCCACCGUUUGCACAGCGAAACCCAGACAGAUACCCCUCCGUGCCGGGAAGAACUGUCUGUGAUUUGAAUUUCGGCAGCGUCAUAUACCUCCGAGAUUCAUCCGUUACAUUACAAUUCCCAGAGCACGGAAAUGGACGUGAAGUUGCCAUACAUGGCUCGCCGUCCAUUUCAUCGAGCCCUGAUCAUACAGGAGCAUUCCACGUCCCUCGCGGCACAGACGUGUGGACAAGAGCCGUACCAGAGGGAACGGAUGUCUUGCUAACGCAUGAACCACCGUCGAAACAUCUGGACGGCGACCUACAGAGCGGCUGUGCUUUCUUGGGUCAAGAAAUUGAGCGAGUGAAGCCCCGUCUUGUCGUAUUUGGACAUGUACACGAUGGAUACGGACUGAAAACUACCAACCUUGACGAGCAAGUGGUGCCAGUCGUGGAAGACGCCAUUGACCGCCAACGAAAGGGGCUCGGUCCGCUUUUAAGAGCGGCAUGGGAGCAAGCUGGCUUCUUAUACGAAUACAUCUUCCCAGCAGCCCCUUCCUUAACGCAGGAGAUAGAGAAACCAAAAGCUGCCCUUACCACCUUCGUCAACGCCUGUUUAAUAGGCGACCUGCUGGAUGGAAAUGACAAUAUUAAUGAACCAAUCGUGACCCAUAUAUAG
Arthroderma uncinatum is the source of this 1008-nucleotide messenger RNA. Its product is annotated as metallophosphoesterase domain-containing protein 2. NCBI's taxonomy places the organism in Eukaryota, Fungi, Ascomycota, Eurotiomycetes, Onygenales, Arthrodermataceae. The record is from RefSeq and is a predicted model, not a curated record. The transcript has a single exon. Bases 1 to 1008 code for a protein of 335 amino acids. Gene Ontology annotation, molecular function: hydrolase activity.